ACCCAUUAUUACACUGAGGUUCUUGGGGUUUUUCCUUGAUUUGCAAGAAUUCCCUGUAUCUUCUCAAACAGCACACAUCUGUUUGCCACUGUUACCCACCUGGGGCAAAGUGACCCAUGUCACCACUCUUCAAACCCUCAUCCUGGGGCUCAGGCCUUGGUAAUGGACAUACAUACAAAGUAAAAGGAGCCCCUUCUCAGCGCCCCUCUGCCAGCCUUGGCUGAGGAUUGCAAUCCAGGAAGACAGGUAACAGCGGGGAGAACCUCUCCUCUUCUCUGGGGCUGCUAACCUGCUGUGUCAAUUUCACAAGUUAAUAAGUGAUUGGAGAAGGCUUAAUUGCAUUGGAAGAAAUUGAGAUCAGCCAGUGCUUAGGCCCCACUCAAUUAACUUGUGCUCCUAAGGAGGCCGAUCAAGGAGCAGGGGGCAGUCGAUGGUUAAUUACACAUGCUGGUGCCAGCUAUGGCUGGCGUCUCCUGCUGGUAUUCAUCCAGGCAGUGAGGCGAGGUGACCUUGCUGCAGUGAGGCUGAAGCCACUAGAGACAGAGGGGCCUUCAGAGACAGCAGAGACCCCUGGCCCUGUGGGGAUGAGGGGCCCAUUUCCCAAUACAUUCUAUCCGAGUGGCUUUUAGUGCCCAGCCUCUGCUCCUGCUGGAGAAAUGGCCUUUAACGUCCCCUCUUCUGACCACUUUGUUUGCUCCAUCCCACCCAGGCUAACACCACACACCUUUGGUUCUUCUCAGGCUUCCGUCCUCCUCCUCCUGACUUCUGGCUCCCUUGCCCCAAGGACAUAGAACCCAGAGCCAGUCUUGUGGUGGGCACCAGAUAAUGCCACAGGCUCUGCAAGGUCACCCCCUCCCCUGCUGCCUCCAGAUUGAAAUCCUGCCAAAGAUCUUCAUUCUCGCAUCAUUUCUCAAAAGGGCCAGAUGGUGGGACUCACACCUGUUAACAGUGUGGAUUCCCGGGCCCCACCCCUGCAGGUGCUGCUUCAGCACAUCUGGAGGCUCCAGUGCUUAACCCGUGGCUCAGGUGACUGUUACCAUCCAGCCAGUUUGAGAAGCCCUACUUCCGGGACACCUUAGCUCCUGAUGAAGGACUGACGCCUUGGCCAUGAUGCACCCCCAACUGCUGUAUGCUCAGGCGCAACCUGCGUGACUGAGCCACCACUCUGGCUGUUUCCCGUCACCGUUCCCUUUACUGAACAGUUUGAUGGGGCGUCGGGCGGAUGACAGCGGGAACGGUCGUGAUCACCGGCGGAAUCCUGGCUACGGUGAUCCUCCUCUGCAUCAUCGCCGUCCUGUGCUACUGUAGGCUCCAGUACUACUGCUGUAAGAAGAGCGGAUCUGAGGAUGCAGAUGAGGAGGAGGAGCAGCAGGAGCACGACCUCCCCGCACAUCCCAGAGGCCCCAGCUGCAAUGCCUGCAGCUCCCAAGCACUGGACAGCAGAGGCGGCCUGGCGCCUCUCACUGGCGAGCCCUGCAGCCAGCCAUGUGGGGUGGCAGGGAGCCACUGCACCAGCUGCUCCUCAUACAGCUCCCCCUUUUACAUACGGACGGCUGACAUGGUGCCCAACGGGGGUGGAGGUGAGAGGCUCUCCUUUGCCCCUACAUACUACAAAGACGGGGGUCCCGCAUCCCUCAAAUUGGCAGCACCCCAGAGUUACCCGGUGACCUGGCCAGGCUCCAGGCGUGAGGCCUUCACCAAUCCAAGGGCUAUUAGUACAGACGUGUAACCCCUUCCACCUCUGACCACACACACACACCACGCUGCUGCCCCGGCAGGGGGAAGCAGGCAGUGGGUGGCCCUCCAACAGCCCCACAGGGGUCGCCUCUGCUUCUUUGGCUUUUCUUGCUCCACAGUGGAGGGCUCACCAGGACUCAAGCUUUUCAGUGCAUUGAGAACCAGGACAGGCCUGGCUCCAAGCCUGUGGCCCAGGUCGGGGGUGGGCCUCAUACGGUGAGUCUGCAGCCUUGCCAGUUUCUCGGUUGGGACGUGCCCUGGCAGCCCAGCACGACCCGGCAUGACCACAGCCUGUUGCAGCGUCCCCAAGCCCCUGCCUGUGCUGGGCUUGGACAAGGAGCACCAGGGAAAGCUAAGCACAGGCUCUGGAGGCUUCCAGAGUCCUUGGGAGAUGAAGUGUCCAUGCCCAGAAGAAAGAGGGACAAAGGGGAAGAGGAGAAGUGAGAACUAAGACAUUCCAGAAUUUGAGAAGAGAAGGGAAGGCAUGGUAAAGGGACUUCUUCAGGACUCACUUGCUAAAACGAAUCCCAGAGCUAAUUCACAAUCUAGUUUUGUACUUGGGUUCCCAUAGACACUGCUGCACCAUAGCUGCUCUCAUAAGGACAUUGAUUCCUGAAUGUACCACAUCUCCAUCUGCCCCCUUCCUCAUGGAAUGCCUUGAGUUGACUUUAAAGGCCAUGGCCUGAGGUUAUUUGUGGAGACUGCUCCAAAAAGUGACUGUCUAACCUUAUCUUCCUAAAAAUCCUUUCUCUGCCUUAGGAACCAGCUGCCCCCUGCUGGAGAAGCUUUUUCAAGUUUUGUUGCUAGAGUCCUAGUAGCUUAAAGGAGAUCUCAGUGAUGGUCUCUGGGCCCUGGUCCACCACGCUGAGCAGUGUGCAUGGACGCAGGCCUGGGAGGGUGUGUUCGUGCAGCAGACACGUUCAGGCUGCAGAGUGGAAGGGUCUCAGAUGUGCCAUCUAGAAAGAAAAGUCUGACCCGCAGACAGCAUGAACAAAAGGUGAUCAACAUGGCAAAGCCCAUGGCAACCAGCUGGUUGGUAAACAGGAGGAGCGUGGGCUCUUCAUGGGGUGAUGCUACAGCAGCUGAAGCCACUUAAGCUCCUCUAGAGGCUGGUGUUCUACUUGGGCCUCCACCCAUGACACCAUAGAGCAGGACCUCACCACCCCACCAGGAGCAACAGCCCCCAGUCCUGAGGAUUGGAGGGAUGUGACUCAGCCACUGGAUUCCAUGCUCGCUGCCUUUCCUUGGCCACCCUGCUCUCCAGCCUCCUGGUGAUGGCCACGUAUUGCUGUCUCACUCUGACCCCAUGUCCAACUCCCACGCCCCACUUAGAACUCGGCAGUGGCCUUAUGCUUGUUGAGUAAGUUUGCCUGAUGAGUUUUCCAGUUGCCUCUACAGGAGCUGCCCCUCUCCUCCCAGGGUAUAGCUAACCCCACCCACUCCUGAGUCACUGAAUGCUACAGGGGGAGAAGCAGGGAAAGGGCUGGCCCCUCUGCUGAAAUCUUGAUUUUUGCAUUUGACAAAGGGCAGGGUGCAGUGAGGGAGAGGGGAUGGGAAAGGGAUUGGACACCUUUUGCAUAACCCUGUUCAACUUGUCACUUUGCAUCUCAAUCUGGAAUUAAAGUGCCCUGGGUUGAGAAGCAGACAACCUGGGCUCUAGUCACAUUUUAGUCACUCACUAGCUCUAGGACCAGUCACUUAUCUUCUCUGACACUCCAUUUUCUCCAAGGAAGCGAGGUUUGCCCAGAUGGACUCUAAGGGCCUUUAGUGCUCCACAAAGCAAGGACUUCCUAAGAGAUACGCCAGCCUGGCCACUCCCUCCUGCCCUAGUCCUGGCAGGGGCUGGAUGUACUCGCCAGCUGUCUGACCCUGUGUGCGGGGAUGCUUGUUGAGGGAUGAAAGACCACAAUAAAACACAAGAGUAGCAGCAAAACAAUUUUAACUGUCAGUGAAAAAGCAAACAUGUUCAGCUGAUCUUCCCACUGAGUGACCUCAAAUGGCAACACUUCUCUUGCACCAAGAAGCAGCUCUAAGGCGGGGGGGCGGGGGGGGGGGGUCAUGAGAUCUGCCUCCCAGUGCAGCUUUAACAUACCCCAGCCCACCACCGGCCCUCACUGGGCCAAGUGCAACCCCCGACCCCCAGUGGGCUGCUGGGCCUGGCAGUGCUCCCACUUCCUGACAAACCAGCCCCAGUGCCUUGCUCCCCUGGAAUCCCACAGCAGCUGUGUCAAUGUCAUUGUACCUGUCCUGAUUUAAUCGAGACAACCCAGUUAACUAUCAAUCACCUGCUUCUUGCCCCUGAUCUAUCAGAGUCCCGGAGUACAAAGCAUCCUAUGCAAUCCUGUUUCCUCUGAAUGCCGCCAGCCCACAAAUCAAAAUCAGAGUCAGGGCAUUGGAGAGACUGUGGGCUGGAGCUGUUCCCUGCGCAGCCCACCUUGCUCAGGGCAUGGGCUCCCGCCCAGCCUCAGGACCGCUGCCCGCCUGGCUGCAGCUGCAGCGCCUGCGCUGUGGAAAAGGAAGCUGCCGGUUCAGCCGCACUGUCCGUUCCAGCUGUGGCAUCUGUACUAUGGGAAACCAUUUGUACGUGUUUCCAACAGCACCUUAUCCAGGAUCUUCCUGGAGGAGGGCAGGGGACACUCUGUUCUCUCCGCCAUCUUCCUCCAUCUCCCCCUCACUACUCCCUCUACAGAUUUCUUGUCUUGCAUCUUUGAUAACUUGGAGUGGCAACCAAGUGAA
Lemur catta (Ring-tailed lemur) is the source of this 4473-nucleotide messenger RNA. It is a transcript of the gene FAM163A, whose product is annotated as family with sequence similarity 163 member A. The transcript has 5 exons. The record is from RefSeq and is a predicted model, not a curated record. NCBI's taxonomy places the organism in Eukaryota, Metazoa, Chordata, Mammalia, Primates, Lemuridae. The coding region runs from base 1223 to 1729 and encodes 168 amino acids.